Messenger RNA from Rangifer tarandus platyrhynchus (Svalbard reindeer), 591 nucleotides. The record is from the annotation of a GenBank genome assembly. Lineage: Eukaryota; Metazoa; Chordata; Mammalia; Artiodactyla; Cervidae.
AUGGCCUAUGAUCGCUACGUGGCCGUCUGCGAUCCCCUGCGCUACGCGGCCGUCAUGGGGCUGCAGCUCUGCGCAGGGCUGGCCGCCGUCUCCUGGCUCGUGGGCCUGGCGAAUGCGGCAGUGGAGACUGCGGUCACCGUGCGUCUGCCCACCUGUGGGCGCCACGUGCUGAACCACGUGGCCUGUGAGACGCUGGCGCUCGUCAGGUUGGCCUGCGUGGACGUCACCCUCAACCAGGCGGUCAUAGUGGCGUCCAGCGUGGUGGUGCUUUUGGCGCCCUGCUGCCUGGUUGCGCUGUCCUACGCCCGCAUCGUGGCCGCCGUCCUGCAGAUCCGCUCCAGCGGGGGGCGCCGCAAAGCCUUCGGGACCUGCGCCUCGCACCUCACCGUGGUCUCUAUGUCUUACGGCAUGGCCCUGGUUACCUACAUGCAGCCCCACUCCACCGCCUCCGCCAAGCAGGACAAGGUGGUGGUGCUCUUCUACGCGGUGGUGACCCCUAUGUUGAAUCCGCUCAUCUACAGUCUGAGGAACAAGGAGAUAAAGGCCGCUCUCACUCGGGUUCUGACGAGGAGCUCUCAAUCAAAACGGUAG